UCAUUUGAUAUUAACGACACACGUCGCGUCUCGCACCGCAUCUUUCUUUGUGAAUCUGACAGUGACAUACGUGCAGACUGGAGUCUUAGUGGUAUUUGACAAUUCAUAAUUCAAAACAAGUACCUAACUUGAAAAAGUAUGAAAACAUAACAAUAAACUGUGUUAAAAAAAAAGGAAUGAUUAAAUUUAUAAAGAGGAGAUAAAUAAUGGAACUCCUUGAAACGAAUACACAUGCAGAAAAUCAUAUUUACUGCUUGGGGUGUUAUAUAGUAUUAAAUUCAAGUUCUUUAAAUUACGACUACCAUAUAAAUAACGAAGCAUUAAUAUCAAUACUAAAGCGAAAUGUUUUGCAACUUUGUGAUAUUUGUAAAGAAGAAGCACGGGCGACGGAAAAUUUCCUAAGAAAAGUAAAAAAUAAUCUUAUUAUCUUAGAGAAAAGCACAAGUAAUGAAACACUACCUUCUAAGAUCAAUGAUAAUGAAUUAUUAAUCCUAGAUGAAGAUAAGGAAAAACUGGUUAAUUUAGAUUAUGCCGUGAAGGUGAAAAAGGAGGAGCCUUCGUCUGAUGCUGAAGAUUUUGAUCAUGAUUAUGAGAGUCUUAGCAAUCAAGCCAAUGAAAUUAUAAUUGAAAUAAAAAAAGAGGAUGGCCGUAGUAAAAAUUCCGGUUUAAAGAAAAGUCUUCAGACCAAGUUGAGGAGAUUGAAGAAAAAAAAUGAAAUUUAUUUUCAUAAUAACUUAUCAGAAAAAGUUCUUAUUAUAUCUGUUAGUCGUACCCAAUGUUUGAAGGACAGAGAGAAAAUGCUCAAAGGGCACAAGUUUCUGAACUCAAAGUACAAAUGUAAGAACUGCGUCAAAGGGUUCAGUUUUGGGUCAGUUUUUGAAAAACACUUAUUGAAACAUGACAAGGCAAGUGGUGCUCAUGAGUGUGAUAUAUGCAAGCUGAGAUUUAAAACCAAAGAGAAACUGAUCUGCCACAUGAGAUAUCAUCAAAGACGAUACAAGUGUAUUGAAUGCGACUUCGUCCGCGUUUGCAGACAGACUGUGGUCGACCAUUAUCUCUGCAGUCAUAAAAAGCAAGAAGCUGGUUUGUUUCCGUGUCAAUUUUGCUCCAAGAUAUUCAAAUGUCAUUCGUAUCGGCGCAAGCACAUAUUCUAUAAACACAAGAGUAACCAAGAGGUGGUCUGCGAUUACUGUCAGAAAACAUACGCCAAUAAGGAUGUGUUGAGAGGGCAUAUGAUCACUAAACACCUGAGUGAAGUUUCAAACGCCGAGAAACCGCAGCUAAAGCACGUUUGCACUGAAUGUGGAAAGGCGUUCCAUGCGCCGUCGUCAUUGAAGAACCACAUGAUCAAACAUACAUCGGGAAGGAAUUAUUACUGUGUGGAAUGCGAUAAAGCCUUCAAAACGGAUCUAGCUUUGAAACGUCAUUGGAAAAUAACCUCUGCACAUGCAGAGUACUCCGAUUUACCCUACAAAUGCGACCACUGUCAUAAGAGGUUCGGUAUAAACCGUGAUCUUGAGCGACACAUGAAUCGAGUACAUCUUAAUAUCAAGCCGUUUACCUGCGACCAUUGUGAUAAGGCGUACGUGAAUGAGUGGUCACUGAAGGACCACAAACGGUUUGCUCACGAGGGACAAAAAAGGCCAAGAAAGUUUCCCUGUAAUAUCUGCGAGAAAGUAUUUGAUCGGAACUCGACACGGAAAGCUCACAUACGAACUCAUACGGGGGAAAGGCCGUAUGUGUGUCCAGAUUGUCCUGCGAAGUUCAAGCAAGCAGGCACGUUAGGAACUCACAUGAAACUCGUGCAUUUAAAACUCACAAGGGAUGGUAGGCCUAAGCAAUCGAUUAAGGGACCUAUAAGCGAAACAUGUUCCCGUGUCAGCAUCUUUUAAGAGCUAUUUCAAAACGCACUGAUGAGCUACACCUUACCCUACUCGAAGGAGAGCACCAGAUGCGUUUACAGAAAAAGCGGGAAUAACAUACCCCUUCAACUUAUCCCUAAUUGUAGAUAUGUGGAUCUGGACCCCUGUGCACGUAUCCUAGCUGUUGCGUGUGUGUAUGUGUGUGUACCUAGCCGAAUUGUGUGCCUACGGGCCCU
Molecule: messenger RNA, 2098 nt
Organism: Leptidea sinapis
Lineage: Eukaryota; Metazoa; Arthropoda; Insecta; Lepidoptera; Pieridae
Product: zinc finger protein 845-like
Exons: 13
Coding region: 207-1892 (561 amino acids)
Biological process (GO): regulation of transcription by RNA polymerase II
Cellular component (GO): nucleus
Molecular function (GO): DNA-binding transcription activator activity, RNA polymerase II-specific; RNA polymerase II cis-regulatory region sequence-specific DNA binding
Source: RefSeq, a predicted model, not a curated record